Molecule: messenger RNA, 1062 nt
Organism: Kuraishia capsulata CBS 1993
Lineage: Eukaryota; Fungi; Ascomycota; Pichiomycetes; Pichiales; Pichiaceae
Exons: 1
Coding region: 1-1062 (353 amino acids)
Biological process (GO): endoplasmic reticulum calcium ion homeostasis
Cellular component (GO): endoplasmic reticulum
Molecular function (GO): calcium ion binding
Source: RefSeq, a predicted model, not a curated record
AUGGCUUUCACUCCAACUCCGGCAGAGUUCGCCAAAAUGACGAUUCUUGAAAGAAUUGUCCACUACGACUGGAAGAUAGAGCUGUUGGCUCUGGGGCUCAUUGUCUCCUAUGUGGUGUUGUAUUUGAUUGGCUCUAAGUACAAUGAUUCCAAGGCCAAGAACUGGAUUGCUGCCUCUGCCAAAGUGUUGGACGAACAGUUUGCGCUUGUUGGUGUUGCGAGUAAUAAGUUGUACAUCAAAGACGACGGCGAGCACUAUGCGUUCUAUGCCUCUGGUAGACUGAACGUUGCAAGCUUUACGGCCAAAAUCAAGCUUUGCGCCAGACACAACUUGUUUGUGUGGGGUAUGGAGACGGUGCUGUCAUUUUUUUUGGAAUCUAUUGAUUAUCCCGAAGAUACCGUCACUGUGACAAUCGAUCUCGAUGCGGAGGCCAGUGCAAAGUGCGAGAGCUUCAUCUGGUCCGUUGUCUCCAAGGAUAACAUGAACAAGUACCGCAGCGACAACUACUUUUUGUCUUUGACCAAAACUGUGGAGUCUCCCAAGUUGCCUAUUGAAUACGUCUUCAUGGCUGAGAACGCUGAGACCACAGACGUGAUGUACAAGGAGUCGUACAAAGACGUCCUCAAGGAUUCCGCUUCUUUUCUCCAAUUCCUUGCUGUUACGGACUUGCCUGUCAUCAAGCCUGAGACCCUUGAGGAGGCCCAACCUAAGAAGAAGGUAAUCUUGUCGAUCAAGUUGCCUAAGUCGAAGAAGGACCUCGAGGCCUAUGACAGACUUCUGAAGCUGACGUUGAAGUUGGUUGACUAUGCUGUUUCCAACACCUCCUUCCGUCUUGAGACUUCCCGUAAGAUCAAGAAGACCAGAGAGACCGAGAUUUCCAAGAUCAAGAAGAUUUUGGAUGAGAGGAAAAAGGAGGAGCUUGAUGAAAAGAAGAUCGAGGAGAAGAAGAAGCUCCGUGAAAACUUCAGCAAGCUCUCGCUCGAGGAGCAGAAGAAGCUGGAGAAGAAACAGAACGAGAAGAAGCAGAGAAAAAUGGCCAACAAGCAAAAGGUAAGACAAUGA